ACGUGCAUGUUGUGUGUGUCUUUUGUCAAUGCCUCUCUAUGUGUGUGUGUAGUGAAUAUGUGUGCGUGUAUACAUUAUAAUAUCUGCGUGUAUGCUUCGGUGCACCAAGUCCCGUGGAAAAUUAUCUCCGCUGCUGUAGCAGGCCAGACGUAGAAUGCUGGGUGUCUGUGCAGGAUCUCACCGCCCUGAAACCACAUUGGGAGGGGGUGGAAGCUGUCAAGGCUGCUUCCUCAUCGUGCCUGGCAAGACGAUGUGGAACAAUCCUCGCCAAGACUUUUCGGUUUCACAAUGAUGUUAUUACAAUCGGUUGCAUUCUCCCCCCCUGGUCCUCUUUGUAGAGGGGGGGAAAAAAAAACUUGGCAACCACCAGGGCAGGCUGCCCUUCCAAUCCUGCAGAAGAUGUCCCGAGAAAUUCUGCCGCGUGAAAAUAAUAACAAUAAUUCAAAUGAAUAGUUGCGCAUUCCACCCUAGGAUUCCCAAAAGUGUAAUGCAUGAACAGUAGGAAACAAAAACAGAACCAGGGGCAACCGACCAAGCUAAAAAAUGAAGGACCACUUUAAAGAGAUGGGAUUUCAAAGCAGGCUUAAAUAUAUCUACCGACUCUGAUUGCCCUGAUUUCAAGUGGCAAGGCGUCCCAUAGCUAGACCUUGGGAGUGCUGAGCAGUUGGAGAUCAGAAGAUCUUAAGGACCUUGAUGGAAUAUGUAAAAAUGUAUUCGUUCCUGCAAGUAAUGUGGGGUGGUGAGCCCCUUUUAAAGCCGUAUAGGUUAUUAGCGGUAUCUUAAAUCCACUCGGAAUUUGACUUGUAGCAUACCUAUCGACCCAUACGGUUUACCCAUAUUCCAGUACAGGAAAAUUGACUUACAGGUCCAUACGGCCGGCGUACAGUCAUUUAAAUUCGGGCAAAAAAAAGUUUUUGUUUGUGUUUCUCCCUUGUAAUGGGACUUAGCAGGAUUAACGUUGAUAUAAGGGCACGGGGUGACCAAUAAGGUCUGUACUGAUCUGUAUUAAGGUAGGGCACUGACAAGGGGUUGGCAGCUAUGUGGUAGCCAACCAAGAGAUGAGACGGCCUCGCACGCCAAGUGCUUCUCCGCCUCGGCGAUUCGUUUUGGAGUGCAUCGCCGUCCUGCCCUUUACUCCCGAUCAGCACGGUUGGCUACGUACGGGUGGCGAAAGAAGUUCAACGUACAGUACACGCGUAGGGUUCUCGGGCUCUGGGUCGCAUUUUUGCAGCUCCUCGGCAGAUGGCAAACAGCCAGCCACUCGCAAUGGUGGAAGGGGGGCAUCUACUUCCUGUCGGAGGGUCAAGCAUCCCUUGGUGACCUUACGCCAGUGUUCUUUACUACUUUCGCCGCUAAGACAUCAUCGGUGUGAGGGCCGCCACACAAUUUUAACCAAUUUGGGGUUUGAUAGCACGAUGAUUAUGUGGGGGGGGGGGGGCGGAGUGGGUGUUUUCACAUUUGUGUAUUGUCGGGGCCUACAUUAAAGGUCACCAGGAGCCGCCAAUGGCCCACAGGCCUUGCAUCGAAGAAUACUGGCCCACCUAGCCGGUAUUGUUAUGGCUGAGGGGUUCCCCACACCCCAACCCCCCCCCCCCCCUAUAAAACACAGAGUUGCUCAGCAAAAUCUGCAGACCUGUUCCCGUGGGCCGUAGAUCGGAUCACCAUUCUUCCGCCUUAAGGGUGGUAAAUUGUGGUGUCGCUGCAAUUUUGUUUUUGAUGGUACCAGAGAGUGGCUAGCGAUCAUGGGCUACCGUGACAGUUCCCAUAUCCUCACCAGCUCUCCACAGUAGGUCCUGGUGCCAAGGACGUAGGCUCAACGUUUGCUGUUCUACCACUACAUAGCCCGGCAGAUAAUCUUGCUUGGACGGAAGAUGUGUGCAUGCACCAAUAAUGGAACGGUGUGUUGGCAAUUACAUGCCCCGUGGGCUUGCAAUCCAAAACAUCGCCAUUGGGGAGACAAAGGCGGUCGGACGUGGUGCUGGCCAUCCUCCUCCGCAUGUACCGUGUGGGUUUUCAUAGGUGCUCGCUAACAGCGUUUGCCCCAAAAGUCUGCUCCGGCUAUGAAGGGGUUAUCUUUGUAGUCCAUUAGCCUUUGGCACUUCACGUGGCCUCAAGGUGUACUUAGCCUGGCACAAGCGCCGAGUUGACGUCACGGCCACUUGCUGUUCAACGGCGGUUGAUGUUGUGUUCGUCCAGUAGAGAUGUAUGUGUGUGUGUGUGAUUUAUGUGUCCGUAGUGCAGUGUAGAUGUGUGUGUGUGUGCGAGAGAAUUAAUGCAGUGUGCCCGUGUGAUGUGGAUUUACCAUCGCAUUAGGGCAUGGGUGCGCAUGAUUACCAGUAAUGGCCAUAUGCAUUUCGCAUGAGAAUAUUGUGCCUGAGCUGCUCCUGGACAACAUUCUCCCAUCACAAAGCCUCGGGAGACCAUUCACGGCGCAGUAUUUGUCCGCAAGGCGUUUUAAUUAAAUGACGCGCGGAAGCUGCGAGCGUAACGUCUAUUCCCUAGCGGCGUGCGAGUGGCGCGCUCCAAAUAAUCGCCGACUGCCUUGCAAGCCGGCGAUUAAAACCGUUCGCGUGCGUUUGUAUAUUUUUUUUGUGUUAUUGCGAGAGGAAGGCGUAGGCCCACGGCUGGAACGACGGCGUUACACAACACCUCAUGGCGGGCAGUCGCGGAGAUCCACAGCUCGGAUGACGUGUAAAAAGCCCAUUCGGGCACGGCGAGUGAACUCCACGCGCUUGGUUUGGACGCGUAAAUGCCGAUUCACAAAGCGUGAUAUAUUAUAGGGUUGGCAAAUGGCAAAUGACUGUGAUUUCGUUUGGCAAAAUAUGACCCCCCCCCCACCCCCCACCAAUGUUUAUGUUACGUUAUUGCUGCAUUGUUCGUGGGCCCUGGAAACGUGUGAAUUCACUUGGUGGGUUGGCGAAUGGCACUUGGCUCUUAGAGGAAUCAAUUGUUAAUCAGGACAGGGCACCCUUCUGCCAUUCCCCCUACAUUUCAUAUUUCUGCACGUUCCCGCGUUUGUGUUAUUUAAGUCCCAUAUAUAAAAAAAAAACCCGGCGCUAUGUAUUCCUUGGAUGACCAUUCAGAUAAAAGUUGUGACUACAGUCUGUUGUCCUGUAACGCUGCGUGUUUUCGUAACGCGAAUUGGAUAUAACGCUAUGCACGUACUGUAUUAGGGAAGACAUUUUUAUAACGCGGAUGCGAAUUGGAUGUAACGCGAUUGAGCGAACAGAAACUACGACGGGGUAGCUUCGCACAAAGGCGGGAUGCUGCUGGAUGCUUCCAGAUGCUACCCACGCGCCUCAGUCUUUGCUCAGCCUGCGUACGCGUCUCACGCGUUAUCGCGGACUGUGGUGCUUUACCCUAUAUUAUAUAUUAUUUAUUAUAACGUGAUUUGUCCAUAACGUGCUGUGCUUCAGGAACGCAACGGCGACGGCGUUGUAGGAGAACGGGCUGCGCAGCAAAUACAAAUGACACUUGUGAUGAGGAGGCGUAACAGCCAAAGAGGCAAGUCUCUUUCGCACGGCGGGAGAGACACCUGGGAGAGGCAGUGAUUGUUGUCAAGGCAAAUUCCGACGCCACGGUUAAAACACCUGCGCCGCUUUUACCUGCAGCGUGGGAAAGAGACCUGACACGGAGCCACUGUGAAUCUCAUCCCCCGGCAGAGGAGGCAUGCUCUACCGUAGCCCAUACGGCAGCGAUUGAACAUGUGACUCUCUCCGUGCGACUCCUGGAUGCAACUCCGCAGUGUGACUCCUCGGUGCGACUCCUGGAUGUGACUCCUGGGUGCGACUCCACAGCGUGACUCUCUCCGUGCGACUCCUGGAUGCGACUCUGCAGUGUGACUCUCUCCGUGCGACUCCUGGAUGCAACUCUGCAGUGUGAUCCCUCCAUGUGACUUUUUGGUCCGCUUGUUGUGUCCCCCCGGCUGUCGAGUGACCCUGGCCGCCGUCGCCGUGCCCCAGAGCCGCCUCGCGAUGGCACGGGUCUCGUGUGGCCCGUGUGAGGCCUUUUGAGGUCUGUGGAGGGCCCCCACCCCACGUGCGAGGCCUGCGCGCGUGCGGCUUGCGGAGCGUGGCGAGCGCCGCCAUGCGGUGGCCGGGCCGCCGGGCCGCGCUGGUGCUGUCGGGCCUGGCGUGCCUGCUCGCCGUGCUCUACGUGGGGCAGCAGUCGCUGGAGUGCCACACCGGGUCACGGGCCCGCGUCUCCGUGCGUCUCUCCCCAGGCCUCUCCCACAACCGCUCCGCGGCCGCGCAUGGUGGCGGGCCGCUGCUGGAGCUGGACGAGCAGGCGGAGCUGGUGUUCGUGGGCGGCGUCCCGCGCAGCGGCACGACGCUGAUGCGCGCCAUGCUGGACGCGCACCCGGCGGUGCGCUGCGGGGAGGAGACUCGCGUCGUUCCGCGCCUGCUGGCCAUGCGCGAGGCGUGGGCGCGCUCGGAGCGGGAGCGCGUGCGGCUCGACGAGGCCGGCGUCACGGAGCGGGUGCUGGACGACGCGGUGCGCGCGUUCAUCCUGCAGAUAAUCGCCGGGCACGGCGAGCCGGCGCAGCGGCUCUGCAACAAGGACCCGUUUGCGCUCAAGUCGCUCGUCUACCUGGGCCGCCUGUUCCCGCGCGCGCGCUUCCUGCUCAUGCUGCGCGACGGCCGGGCCUCCGUGCACUCGAUGAUUUCGCGCAAGGUCACCAUCGCCGGCUUCGACCUCUCCAGCUACCGCGACUGCCUCUCCAAGUGGAGCCGCGCCAUCGAGAUCAUGUACACGCAGUGCGUGGCCGUGGGCUCGUUGCGCUGCCUCCCCGUCUACUACGAGCAGCUGGUGCUGCAGCCCGAGGCGGUGCUGCGCCGCGUGCUGCGCUUCCUGGACGUGCCGUGGGACGACGUGGUGCUGCGGCACGAGGACAUGGUCGGCAAGGCCGGCGGCAUCUCCCUCUCCAAGGUGGAGCGGUCCACAGACCAGGUGGUGAAGCCAGUGAACCUGGAGGCGCUUACGCAGUGGGUGGGACGCAUCCCCGAGGACGUGGUGCGGGACAUGGCCCACGUCGCGCCCAUGCUGAGCCGCCUGGGCUACGACCCAUACGCCAACCCCCCCAACUACGGCUCCCCCGAUCCCCGGGUGCUGGAGAACACCCGGCGGAUAAAGAAUGGCGAGUUCCGCUUACCGCAGAGUUUAAAGCGUGCCCUUUCGAAGAGGAACCCCGCAAACGCUUCCGCAACUCGACGCAGCCUCCACCGUCGACGGAUCGUCCGCCAGGUGGAAAGCUCGUCGGCAAAACGCGUUCAAGGAGACGCCGGGCGGGGGGGGGGGCGGGGGGGGGGGGGGGAGGAGGCUCUUUGGCAAGCAUCGCGCGAUGAACGGGAAGGACUUUCCCAGUCGCGGCGUGAGCGGCGCAUCGACCCGAACUUGCGUGCACCGACCGUGAGCCAGGAAAAACGAGCGCUCGCCAAGCCAAGCGACCACUAGCUCUCAUGCAGGAGGAGGCGGGCGCGGGCGGGGGGUUGGCGGGGACACACCUCGAGUUUACACACGCCGUGGAACUUUAGCGCCGAAACAGAAGGUUUAUUUUUAAAAGUGUUUGUAAUCGUGAAAAAAAAUAUAAGGUAUUACAUUAUUUUAUUCUGAGAAUGCAGGUUUAAUAUUUUAUAAUCACACUGUUGUGCCUCAACACAGCAGCGUCUGCUAUCAUACACUCGGUCGCUUUUUUGCAAAGUUUAAAGUGUACACUCGCAUUUUAUUGAAACCGUGCACAGUUUUUUUUUUUUUGCACAGCAGCGUCUGCGAACGUACUUGCAAGACGAAUCUAGUUUGCAAGUAAGCAAUGCAGAUUGUGACAGGUCCAAAGGUUGUGAAUCGGUGCCGUCUGUGACAAUUGCAGGUGCCACUUCAGUGCGAGGGGUUGACAAACGGCCGAGCGGCCUCGGCCCAGGCAGUGGCGCUCACGUAGCGCUCGCGGCUUGCUGAACUAGCACUUGGGGAAGUCUUCAAGUCAUGUAGACUGUAUUCUAGGUUUUUUUGUUUACUGCAACGGUGCAUCGGUGCUCUCUCUCUGCGGGCGAUUCCGACCCAAUGAGUUUGGGGGGGGUGGGGGGGGGCGGGGAGGGUCUUCCCUGCGUAGCCUCCGACGCCACCUUUGCAACCGUCGGUGGGCGUGUCGCUGUAAAGCCGUGAAUGGUUGCAGGUUCACCGGCGGGUGAGAUCUUGUAGCCAAGCGGAACUGGCUCCAGUGACGGGGUCACUCUGACCAACCGCGGGACCGUCCGCCCCGUCUGCGUCCACGUCGAGUCCACUCGACCACCAAUGCUGCCGUUGCUACGACGGAUCUCCCGGUUCGUCUCGCCGGCCGUGUUUCGGGGGCCCCAUUUGGCCGCCACGCACAACAGGGUUCACGCCUGCGUCACGAGGGAAGCCGCAAGGGCUGCUGUAGCCCCCGUGGCAUUAAAAAGACACCUGCGGGGAACUUGCCCUUGUUAUUUUACACAAGUAUGAAUAAAAAAAAAUACUCGGUGCUUUCAUGCAAGCGGGCCACGGAGGAGUGGUUUUGGAGCCUUGCUCGGAGAAUCCGAUUGGUGCGGAUGCUGUGUGAAGCUUGCACACCCCCCAUGGAAAUGUUGCGGGCAUUAUGGGCACCAGAGCGCGAUGCCCCCUUACUUGACUGUCAGACAGUCCUGCUAAAAUAUUAAUGCUCUACUACUGUGAAGAGAUGUCGAUGUAUAUCAUUAACUUUUAUCGUUUUUGUUUUAAAGUCUUUGCUGCGUGUGCUGUGUAUGUACUACAAUACUGGCAUAGUGUGUGGUCAUUGAAUGUCACUGUGUGUUUGGGUGGAUUGAACAAUUUUAUUUUUUUACCAGCACGAAGCGGGCGAGUGUAGCUUCUGCACCGUGGCGCCUUUAUUUUGGCACCAGAGUUCACAAAAGGAGGGAGAUAUUUUUUUAUAUUUGGAUGAGUUAGCGUGAUGAGAGAAAAGCAUGGGUAGGUCUAUGAACAUGGUGCUUAUGCUUUAGAUGCUUGUGACUAUUUUGUGUAGCCUUGCUUUGAGUCACAGCCGUACCUUUUAAGAAUGAUAAAUACACAGAAAAAGACCUCAAAUUCAUGUUGACAUUCAUUGCUACGUGACAGUGUAAAGUAAAAAAAAAAUAUAUUAAACGUGCAAUUAAUAUCUGAAAUCGGUUUCAAUAGCCUCUCGAAACACUUGUAUGUAUUUCGCAGCACUUAUGACUUUUUUUCCCCGCUAAAGUAGCCGUUAGAGCUAAAUUUGGCAAAGGGUUCGUUGUUACAUUUUCAGUUUUAAGUGCGUCUUAAAAAUCGCUGAAAGCAAUUGAACAUUCUACCACUCGCGAUGCUGCGCACGACCAUAUGAGAUGAUGUGAAAAAGUCGCAGAGGCUGAACAUCUUGGGGGGGGCAUGGUGGGCAGGUGACGUCCGUCUCAACCUCUUAGAAUGGUUGCCGCGUCGCUGAUGUGUGCGUUGAAGACUAAUCGUGGGCCCAAGUCGGUGCCAAGUGAAGUGGCAAAGAUACACGUGGUACCAAUUUAGUUGUAUGCUCAAUAAAAAUGAAUUACGUGAUAAUAAUUUAAAAUGCAGUAGACUGUGAAGUGUCUUAUAUUUCGGCAACAAAAUCAAUUAAAGUUUUGCCACUUCAUUUGGUAGCCAGUGAAUUAGCUGGUCCUUGUGCCCACGAAAUAUACAUUUCUAAUCAGGCUCUUGCACGUGGUGCUGCAGACAACGUCACGGGAGAUCUAUCUCCUUCCUGUGAUGGCAGGACGCGUUGAGCUGCUAAUCUAAAUGGGUUUUCUCGUCGGCAACUUUUGAAGGGUGAUUUUUGGACGGAAGUCGCCGAGGGCUUUUGGAAAGAAGGUGGACGUCACCUGACCCUAACCCUUCCUCAGGGGGUUCGUAUGGAGGGCGACUUUUGGCUUUAUGAGCGCUCAGGCGGCAUCGAGGCACGGUCCGGAGUUCGUUAGCGUGGAGGGCAGCAUGUUGCCGAUAACUGCCACCAGGAAACCCCAUGGAGAUUCGGCAACUCAGCACGUCCUGGAGUUGCAGCAAAGAGAUAGAUCUCCUGUGACAACGUUGUCUGCAGCACCAUGUGCAGAGCCUGAUAAAAAAAAAAGCUGGGUUUUUUUUUCCUGCCCAAAGACACUCUCCCAAGUUGGAAGAGUGUUUUCAAUUGGAAGAGCGUUUUUAAGCAGGAAGGAUAAAAAUCAGCUAGUGACUAUAAAACUUGCGUCAGGACAUUGCUGCCCCAGAGUGCGCAAAAUGGUCCAGUAUCGCCCACCCAUUCUGUGCCUAAGCCAUGCCUCACACGGCGAACCAUGCAGACGUUGCACGGAGUGCCAUAUCACCCUUCAGAAGAUGCGGAUGCGGCGUUUCCCACAUCCGGGGUCCAGGCAAAAAUCUGUGCGAGCUGCAUCAUCCCCUGCGGUGCUUUCUGGUUCGAUGAGGAUCAGGAAUGAGAAGCACUUUUCCACACAUGCCAGAAGGUGGUUGCCCCCAUCAAAAUGGUACCAACCUCUCCGUCGUCCCUGCCAUUGCGAAGAGGGCAUUUUGGCUAAGCGCAGCACCGCUGGCAGAGCACACGCGUGCUCUAGAUGAACCAAGACCAGGCGAUGCCAACCGAUCAUACCACACAUUUCUAGGUCAUAACACCAGUGCGAAGGCUUAAGAGGCCCCAGAAUCAAACUUUGUGUAACACUCAGUAUUUUGCCCUUAUUUCUGUGCAGUGACAGAAUCUUGCCAUCAUCGAUAAGCGUCACCAUCACCGAGCGUAAUUCCUGGUUACCAUCGAUAUCGCUGCCGGUAAACUUGUUCGACAGGCGACUUGUCCACUCCACUUUUUCAUAUGCGUGUCAAGUGGCACCCUAAUAUCCAUUAAUUUGCGCCAAUUACCUUUUUAUCCGGCUUGUCAUGAAAUGGCUCCUUUGACCAGUUAGGCUGAGGCAUCUAACAAGCUUGGUUUGAUAUUUUUGAGACGAAGCUUUUUUUGCACCCGGGAUAAAUUGUGACCACUUUAGUUCAGCCAGAGUUUGACUAUUUUGGUGACAUUCAGCCGUCGAGGUCCAGGCUCCUGCACGACCGAUCGUCCAACCAUGAAGCAAUUCCAUUAUGAUCCUGCACCCUGCUGAAUCAUUGGUGCUACAGUGACGAGAUGUUAACUGCCUCGCCUGGUAUACAGGUCGUAGGGUUCGAUCCCGACGCCUGUAUAUUUGGAGAUCGCAUGGUCUCACUGUGGUCAACGUGGAUUUGUUUCCGGAUCCUCCGGGUUUUCCCUCCACAUUUAGAAUCGGCACCAUGCGUUUGGAGUAUUUGGCUGCUAGAAAUUUCUACGUGAUGAGCCACUUCGUUGAGGUAUCGUUUGUGGCCAGGGCGCGUCUUAAAAAGAGCUGUAUUGCUCAGUGGGCCUUACCCGGUAAAUGAAAAACAGUUUUAGAGUCGCCCCUAAGCACUCCUGUUCAUUCACUCACUUUACUGUAUUAUCAAUCUCAUAAACUUCAUCCCUUGAUACGUCUACAUAUGUCACUGACCCACGGUUUCUGCUCAUCCUUACUCUGUUCAAUUACCGUGAUGCUCGAUGCAGCAUGUUGUUUCCUCCUCCCGUAUGACUUUGAAAUUCCAUCCCAAUCUGUUGUCGCGACGAGACGAAUACCCGUGCUUAAUUCGCGUACACAAUCUCGAUUGUACCUCACUCUCCCCUCCCCCACCACAAUCUCCCUGUGCUCAGUCACCUUUCCCUCCUGGCUCCCCCCCCCACCACGUUGGUAUAAACUCCCACCGCACAUCAACACGGGCAACUUCACUCACCAGUUUUCGUUCCUCCCUUAAGACGAAUCUUUUUUUUCAAAAGCGUAUCCCACCACGACUUUGUGUCCACGUCCUUAAAACCUUCACCAUCGUCCUCCCCCCUUCCUAACAUCGCCAGCCCUCCCUUUCCCUAUCAUCACCCUUCACCAUCACCACCCUUCCCCUAACCUCGCCAGCCCUCCCUUUCCCUAUCAUCACCCUUCACCAUCACCACCCUUCCCCUAACCUCGCCAGCCCUCCCUUUCCCUAUCAUCACCCUUCACCAUCACCACCCUUCCCCUAACCUCGCCAGCCCUCCCUUUCCCUAUCAUCACCCUUCACCAUCACAACCCUUCCCCUUCCUUACCUCGCCAGCCAUCCCUUUCUCCCACCCCCCCCCCCCUUCGGCCAAUAACCAAUAUACAAUUUAUAAUGAUUGUAAAGCGCUUUGAUAAAAAGCGCUCUAUAAGAGAAUACGCGUAUCUUGUAAUCUGAUGUAAUGUCAUUAAGUGGUCUCUGUUGCUGACCGUUUUUUAAAAUUAUAUUUGCUGUUAAGAGGCAUUUCGGCCUCUGCUCAACCAACUGCGAUUAAAAUAAGUUCCCCCUCCUCCAAA
Molecule: messenger RNA, 10382 nt
Organism: Petromyzon marinus (sea lamprey)
Lineage: Eukaryota; Metazoa; Chordata; Hyperoartia; Petromyzontiformes; Petromyzontidae
Source: RefSeq, a predicted model, not a curated record